UAAACUUUUGAAACAAGUAGUGCAAGUGUGGGCUUUAGCCAUAGCAACGUGUAAAAAGAAACAGCAACUUGCUUUUUUGGACUUUGUGUUGAGAUCAGUUCGAAGCAGACAGUGAUCGAAGGAGGAUCUAGUGAAGGAGAGCAAUUCGCUUGGAAUUUAGAACAUUAUUACGCGCAAUCAUAGUGCGAUAGUGACUUUAUGGCAGCAGCGGUGAGAAGCAUGGCGCUUGGACAAAACAUUCAUAAUAUUCUGCCGAAUAAUUGUAUUCUGAUGCAGCAGAAGCCGACCAAUAAUCAUGGAAAACGACCGAUUGCUCCAGCUCCAAUGUUGGUGACCAGUCUUCCGCAGAAUAUCGGUCUUAAAACUAAUAUUAGUGCAUCGAAAAAGUAUGCCUAUUGUGGACUUCCGUACCCUCAAACUCCCCAGCAAACCGUGUCGGUUCAACGUCGCAAUGCUCGGGAGCGAAAUCGUGUCAAGCAGGUCAAUAACGGAUUCGCCAAUCUGCGCCAGCACAUUCCUGGUACCGUCGUUACGGCCUUAACUAAUGGAGGACGUGGCGCUAGCAAAAAGUUGAGCAAAGUGGAUACACUUCGCAUCGCAGUCGAGUAUAUUAGAAACCUUCAGCGCAUGUUGGAUGAAAAUAGUGAAAAUACCAGUCAGAAGAGUUUAAGUCAGGUAUCUUCGUCUAGUUCCUAUUACGGUACAAUGUCGGAACCUUCGACCGCUUCAUCACCAGCCCCGUCACAUUUAUCGGAAAGUUCGUCUUCUGGAACGAUCAUCUAUAGUCAGAUGGGCGGAACUACCUUCAAGCAUGAACCCUAUGAUAUUUAUGUUGACCCAUCUGCCUCGCCGACUCCUUCCUACACCUCGGAAACCUCGAUUCAACAACAUCACUUACAACCCCAGCAGCACCAUCAAAUAAUUAUACCAGGAAUGACCAGCUUAAGCCCCAGCGGGAACAACAAUUAUAUCCACGCAGUUCACAACCACCCGGUGUACAAGACAGAGCUGUAUCAGAGUCCUUACGAUGAGGAGAUGAGUCCGCAGAACCCUGAAGACGAAGAACUUCUUGAUGCUAUAACCUGGUGGCAGCAGCAGUAAUUUUAUCUUAUUUGUGCGACAAUCGCCUUGAGAAAAGCCAAAAAAUCUUCAUUCGAACCGUGCUUCGGAUGAAAAUUCCGGAUGACCGAACCGAAAGCGUACGACAGCAAUCACCGCCGUGACCUUAGGGAGCUUCAGCCUGGACAGCUAAGUCUCGAUUGCGCAAGUUCAAAAUCCCGCCGAACGCCGCUGGCCACUUGCCGGCAUCCGGAAAACGAACAGACUGUACUAAAUCUAGCUAUCUAGUAAGGGGGCUAUUGUUAGCGAGUUAUACUGCUGCAAACGGCCAGUUUUUAGUUCUUUUUGCGUACGGAACCACACACAUGAAAUCUAGUCAAACCCCCAGCGGUAUUAGGACGAUGAGUCAGAGGGAUAAUUUUAGUAUAGAUUUGUAGUCGGUCAUUUUUUGCUUGUUUCCAACAAUAAUGAUUAAUCACUUUGUGCCUUAGGAAACUUUGUUAA
Messenger RNA from Topomyia yanbarensis, 1563 nucleotides. Its product is annotated as achaete-scute complex protein T3-like. Gene Ontology annotation, biological process: positive regulation of transcription by RNA polymerase II. The record is from RefSeq and is a predicted model, not a curated record. The transcript is spliced from 2 exons. NCBI's taxonomy places the organism in Eukaryota, Metazoa, Arthropoda, Insecta, Diptera, Culicidae. Gene Ontology annotation, molecular function: DNA-binding transcription factor activity, RNA polymerase II-specific; RNA polymerase II transcription regulatory region sequence-specific DNA binding; protein dimerization activity. Bases 199 to 1101 code for a protein of 300 amino acids. Gene Ontology annotation, cellular component: RNA polymerase II transcription regulator complex.